UUGCUAGGUAACCAGAUCUCCCAUCACCAGCCCGACACAUCGUCCUGAGCUGCCGAUCCUCAGCCUCCAGCCACUUUCUGCUGAGUCUCUCACAUACCCGCCCUCUGUGGGACCCUGGAAGCAGGAGGAGGGGACAGGCAAGAGCCCAGUCACCCCUGAGCCGCCUGGGGCUCUGCCACCCCUGUUUCACUGUGAAGAGUCAGCUACUUGGGCCCUAGGUCACUGUCACCAUGAGUCUGGGCAUCAUGGAAGAGGAAGACCUGGCCGAGUACUUCCGGCUGCAGUAUGGGGAGCGGCUGCUGCAACUGCUGCAGAAGUUCCCCCAUGCUGAGGAGCAGUCGGAGUCCCCAUCCAUCCGGCUGCUGGAGAAGAAAAAGGAAGCCAAGAUCAUGCAUCAUGCUAUGGAGCAGAAGAAGGAGACAUUUCAGCGUAAAAUGGAAACCCUGAACCUGCGCUGGGAGGAACUGGGCAUCAAGGAAGCCCAGCUGAAGGCCCACAUCCAGAAGUUUGAGCAAUUCAUCCAGGAGAAUGACCAGAAACGGAUCCGCGCCCUGAAGAAAGCCAACAAGGAGCGAGAACUCAAGAGGCAGCGCAUGCGGGAGCUGGCCAAGGCCAAGCAGGACAUGGCGACCCUGCGACUGGAGCACCAGCGGCUGAGCGCCAAGCUGCAGGAUUACUCCAUCUUCAACAAGUACCUGGAGAAGGUGGUGGAGAACUCCGAGUUCGAGGAGAUCCACGAGGUGAUUGCACGCUACAAGACGCUGGUGAGCAUGCACCACGACCUCAUGCAGUCUGCACAAGAGGGCCAGGAGAAGAUCGAGCAUGCCAAGGCGCGGCUGGCACACUACAUGGAAGAGAAGGAUGAUGAGAUCCUGCAGCACAACAACGAGCUGGCGCGGCUGCAGAUGCGCUUCGACCGUGCCCGCAGUGAUGUCAUCAUCUGGGAAUCUCGCUGGGCACACAUCCAGAACACCGCCGCCAAGAAGACCCUCCUGCUUGGCACCAUUAAGAUGGCAACACUGAACCUCUUCCAGAUCGUGAGCAAGCAGCUAAAAGAGGUGACCAACGUGUCACUGGAGGACACGCACAAACAGCUGGACAUGAUCCAGCAGUUUAUUCAAGACCUGUCGGACAUCUGGGCAGAGGUGAAGAAGAAGGAACAACAGCAAAUCCGAGUUUAAGGAAGCCACAUGUUUCCAGAGUGUUCUGGGACAGAGAUUGGGAGAGAGUAAGUUCCUGGUGAACUUGCAGUCCAGUCAGCCCAGCCCAGCCUGCAGAAGACCCCGGCG
This is a messenger RNA of Galeopterus variegatus (Sunda flying lemur), 1289 nucleotides long. It is a transcript of the gene CCDC42, whose product is annotated as coiled-coil domain containing 42. Gene Ontology annotation, biological process: spermatid development. The transcript is spliced from 7 exons. The record is from RefSeq and is a predicted model, not a curated record. Bases 231 to 1181 code for a protein of 316 amino acids. NCBI's taxonomy places the organism in Eukaryota, Metazoa, Chordata, Mammalia, Dermoptera, Cynocephalidae.